CUUUUGUAUUCUUUAAUGACCAACAAUUGGAUUUCUUAAUUAAAUACUGAGAACUAGCCAAUUUAUCCCUUGCCAGUCAUUUUUUUUUGAUCAUCCUAAUAUCUUUCCCUCAAUUAUUCUAUUCCUGACUAUGGGUAAUCAGUGAAAUUUUUUCGAAAUAUUGGAUAUUUUGAUAGCAAAGGAGUUCUUUCGUCUCAAAAUCUGAAUAAUAUUCAUUACUUAAAGUGGUUCUUUCGAUCAUUCAUCGAAAGGAUACACUUUAUUUUUAAUUUGACCAAUUGAGAUAUCAGGAAACAAUAUUCUAAAUUUCUUCAUUCGAAGUGAAUUCUUAGCCUAUUUCUGUAUUCUUUCUAGAUUCAAAGACUAACCACAAAAUCACAAAGAAAAUAGAUUCAUAAGUUCGAUACCUUGUAUAAAACUCAUGUGUGUAAGAAAUAUUCGAUCGCAUAGAGUGUACGAAUGGGUUGAUUAACAAUUUACAGACGAAAAAAUGGCAAAAAAGAAAGCAUUCACUCCUCUUUUCUAUCUUGCAUCUAUAGUAUUUUUGCCCUGGUGGAUUUCUUUCUCAGUUAAUAAAUGUCUGGAAUCUUGGGUUACUAAUUGGUGGAAUACUGGGCAAUCCCAAAUUGUCUUGAAUAAUAUUCAAGAAAAGAGUCUUCUAGAAAAAUUCAGAGAAUUAGAGGAACUCCUCUUCUUGGACGAAAUGAUCAAGGAAUACUCGGAAACACAUCUCGAAGAGUUUGGGAUAGGAAUCCAUAAAGAAACGAUCCAAUUAAUCACGAUACAAAAUGAGAAUCGUAUGGAUACGAUUUUGCACUUCUCAACAAAUAUCAUCUGGUUUGGUAUUCUAAGCGGGUAUUCAAUUUUGGGUAAGGAAAAACUUGUUAUUCUUAACUCUUGGGCUCAGGAAUUCCUAUAUAACUUAAGUGACACAGCAAAAGCUUUGUGUCUUCUUCUAGUAACUGAGUUUUUUCUCGGAUAUCAUUCACCCCCAGGUUGGGAAUUCGCUAUACGCUCUAUCUAUAACGAGGUUGGAGUUGUUGCGAAUGAGCAAACUAUAACUAUUCUUGUUUGCAUCCUUCCAGUAAUUUUUGAUACAUGUUUUAAAUAUUGGCUUUUCCGUUAUUUAACUAGUCUGUCUCCGUCAAUUUUACUGAUUUAUGAUUCAAUAACUGAAUGA
This is a messenger RNA of Solanum verrucosum, 1180 nucleotides long. Its product is annotated as chloroplast envelope membrane protein. NCBI's taxonomy places the organism in Eukaryota, Viridiplantae, Streptophyta, Magnoliopsida, Solanales, Solanaceae. Bases 491 to 1180 code for a protein of 229 amino acids. Gene Ontology annotation, cellular component: membrane. The transcript has a single exon. The record is from RefSeq and is a predicted model, not a curated record.